Aspergillus nomiae NRRL 13137 is the source of this 1059-nucleotide messenger RNA. Its product is annotated as cytochrome P450. NCBI's taxonomy places the organism in Eukaryota, Fungi, Ascomycota, Eurotiomycetes, Eurotiales, Aspergillaceae. Bases 1 to 1059 code for a protein of 352 amino acids. The record is from RefSeq and is a predicted model, not a curated record. The transcript has 2 exons. Gene Ontology annotation, molecular function: iron ion binding; monooxygenase activity; heme binding.
AUGGAAGCAACAGUCUACGAGAAGAACCCGGUCGUCUGGCUGCAGGGCUCUGGAGUCAGCCUCAAUAUAUUCUUUGCUCGGCACAAAGAACACAUGCGAUACAAGAAGCUGAUCGCGCCGGCGUUCUCGGAGGCAGCAAUCCGGGAACAGGAGCCGGCUAUUCAACGCUUUAUCGCGGAGUUUAUGGACGGGCUACGCGUGAGGUCCGGUGAUGAGAUGUAUCCUGAUACCAACGGGGUGGUGGACUUGUAUGCGUGGUUUAACUUCAGCAUCUACGACGUUCUCACCAAGCUCGCGUUCGGUGCGUCUGUGGGCUGUCUUGAUCGCGGCGAUUACCAUCCCUGGGUCCGGGCCGUGUUUGGCGCCAUCAAACACUCGCACUUCGAGCAGGCUGCUCACAGACUCAAGCCGUAUCAUCGCCUUCUGGAGAGGUUCAUUCCGUCCGACGUCAAUGAGUCGUAUUCCACCCACCUUCACUUUUCCCAUCGACAGCUGGAGGAGCUACAGAGGAUUGUUGAAGAUCCCAGUGCCAAGAUUGGCAGAGCGGAAUUCACUUCAUUCAUGCUCAAGGGCAUGAGUAAGGAGGAGCUUGAGGACAACGUCAAUAUAAUCGUUGCAGCAGGCGCCGAUACCACUGUGACCGCUUUGGCUGCUGUCACCUACUAUAUCAGCCAUCAUCCGGACAGCUACAAGAAACUGACCGCGGAGAUCCGCAACACAUUCACACGGGAAAGUGACAUUACUGCAGUCGCGGUCGGUCAACUAUCAUACCUGAAGGCUGUGAUAAAGGAAUCUCUGCGCUGUCACCCCUCGGUCCCCGUUGGGCUCCAUCGUGUCGUUCCCAAACAGGGCGGCAUCAUUGAUGAAAAAUGGGUGCCUGGUGGUACAUGGGUAUCAGUCUCUCCGUACGCGGCAUACCGCUCGUCCCGACACUGGCGCGACCCCGAACGGUUCAUCCCAGAGCGCUGGCUUGGGGAAGAUGAGGCCUUCGCAGAUGAUGAUAGGGAUCUCUGUACUCCGUUCUCAAUCGGGCCGCGUAGCUGCAUCGGAAUCAAGUAA